AUGAGAGAAAUUGGAUUUAUAGAGGCGUCAGAUCCAAUGAAUGUAUCACCAAUACUUGCCAAAGAAAGUCGUGGCAAUUAUCCAAUAAUGCUGAAAAAACUUAUCAAAGAGUUAUUAACCAAUAAUUCCAAUAAUGGAGUUUUGGAGGAAUUGAAUCCAACUAACUAUUUUCAUCUCUCAAAUAUGAUAGACCAAGCCGAAGCAAAAAGAGUUAAACCCAGCUAUGGUAAGAAUGGAGCUAAUGCUCUCGUUAAAGAAGAAAUUAGGAAACAAACCGAAACAAAAUUUUCUGAUUUUGUAUCAGGUAAUAAAUGCGUUUUAUCAUUUCCUGCGCCACAUUACUGCGCCAGAUGGACAUUUUUGAAUAAUAAAAGUAGUUUAUACGCUUGGGACUGGUUAGAAAAUUUAAAUAAAGAAAAAUGGACGAAACAAUUGAUAGGAGAGUUCGUAGAACCCUUCAGUAGCCCUUCUUUGGACGAUGAAGAUGAAUGCUUUCGAGGAAAUGGAGUUUCAAGACCAAAAAAAGUAUCUCUGCAGGAUGCUAGUUAUCUUGGCCGACAAAAUUACGAUGAUGAAUACGAGAAAAGCGUAUCGCCCAUCAGCAGUAAAUGUAACUAUUUCGGCGGCGGAAAAGGGAAGGAACAUAAAAUUUAUGUUCGGGAGUUCAAUUCGCACGUCAGAAAAGAACAACCAGUUAAUAGCACUGUCGAGGGCGGAAUCUAUACCGAUACUAAAGUAGUGCCAUUCGAAUGUUGCCCAAACAAGGAGAGAAUCCGCUCGUUGCUACCAUACUUGGGGAAAUUGCGUCGAAACGGUACCUUGGCGGGCCAUGCAUGGACUAAAGAAGAACCGAAAACACCGUGUCGUCUUGUGGUCCCAGACAUUCAAUGUGUCAGAGAGAGAAUUUCGAAGACAAUGUCCCCUGUGCCGGAGGGUGAGGAGCAGGAUGAAUAUCGAGAAGUUAGCAAUAAUUCGAGGAAUCCGCUAAUGAUUGUUGAAAUGAUCGCAAAUAAAUUAGAUCGUAAACGCGUUGCAGACCGUCCAGUAUGGGGUUUAGAUUUCGAUGGGUCUAUUAUUAAAUCCAAUGAAGUCGUGAUAAAUACGAAUGAUAUGUGA
Messenger RNA from Funneliformis mosseae, 1116 nucleotides. The record is from the annotation of a GenBank genome assembly. Lineage: Eukaryota; Fungi; Glomeromycota; Glomeromycetes; Glomerales; Glomeraceae.